Messenger RNA from Penicillium odoratum, 1272 nucleotides. Its product is annotated as glycosylphosphatidylinositol-alpha 1,4 mannosyltransferase I. Gene Ontology annotation, cellular component: glycosylphosphatidylinositol-mannosyltransferase I complex; membrane. Lineage: Eukaryota; Fungi; Ascomycota; Eurotiomycetes; Eurotiales; Aspergillaceae. Gene Ontology annotation, molecular function: GPI mannosyltransferase activity; alpha-1,4-mannosyltransferase activity. Gene Ontology annotation, biological process: GPI anchor biosynthetic process. The record is from RefSeq and is a predicted model, not a curated record. The transcript is spliced from 3 exons. Bases 1 to 1272 code for a protein of 423 amino acids.
AUGACUCUUUUCGACUCCGCAACCCGCGUCUUUUUCGCGGCAACGGCCUUGCGCCUCAUUUUGCUCUUCUAUGGUGGCUGGCAAGAUGCUCAUUCUGCCAUGAAGUACACUGAUAUCGAUUACAUGGUAUUCACUGAUGCCGCCCGCUAUGUAUCGAAGGGGGAAACCCCAUAUGCACGAGAUACGUAUCGCUAUACGCCACUUCUCGCGUGGAUGCUUUUGCCCACAGCCUGGGAAGGACCCGCACCAUGGUCGUCGGUGACUUUUGCCUUUGGGAAGAUUCUCUUUGCAUUGGCUGAUGCUCUAGCUGGAUGGCUGGUUGUACAGCUCUUGACUCGAUGUUAUCGAUUGCCCUCCGAGCGGGCGCUUCGUUAUGUAGCCGCUGCAUGGCUGUGGAAUCCUAUGGUCGCGAAUAUUAGCACUCGUGGCAGCUCCGAAGGGUUGCUCGGUGUUCUAGUUGCGGCAUUGCUGUGGGCCACCUUGAAGAGAAAGGCCGUCCUUGCCGGUUUAAUCCUUGGUCUGGCUGUGCACUUCAAGAUUUACCCCUUCAUCUACGGUAUCUCGAUUCUCUGGUGGUGGGAUGCGGAGCGCGAUGGCGCUACCCCUGCUCGUGACCUUGGCUGCAUAUCUAGGGGUUUGAGAUUCAUUACUCCUUCGCGAGUGAAGCUGAUUCUGUCUUCCCUGAUGACAUUUGCUGUCCUGAACCUCGUCAUGUAUGUUCAGUACGGCAUGCCUUUCCUCCACCAUACCUUCUUCCACCAUCUUACCCGGAUUGACCACCGACACAAUUUUUCUCCCUACGCCACUCUACUCUAUCUCACUGCUGCUGGCAAUGCAGAGUCCCACUUCGAGGCGCUUGCAUUCCUACCUCAGCUAUUGCUUGUAGUUGUCGCGCUUCCCUUGGUGCUGGCGAAAAAGAGCCUUGCAACUGCCAUGUUGGCCCAGACAUUUGCAUUUGUCACGUUUAACAAAGUGUGCACGAGUCAAUACUUCCUAUGGUACCUUAUCCUGCUGCCAUUUUACCUCCCCUCCUCCGAGUUCAUCCGCAAGCCUGCUCUCGGCAUCUCAGCUGCUCUGUUGUGGGUCAUCGCACAGGCCCUUUGGCUCCAGCAAGGCUAUUAUCUGGAAUUUCUCGGCCUUUCCGCCUUUGUGCCCGGUCUCUUCCUUGCCUCCUUGUUCUUCUUCGCUGUGAACGCGUGGAUCUUAGGCAUCAUUGUCCGCGAUGGAGGCGAAAGCACAGACUUGGAUUCCCAGGAUGAGAAGAGGAAUUAG